AUGGGUAUCUUCCAGUCACAACAAUUGUCAGCUACUACUCCUGAGACUUCAGCCGACAUGGAACUCCCAGAAUCCGAAUCAGUUGAGUUUGAGAGCAACCACGUAUGCCGAACCCAGGAAAGAAUAAGCAUGUCUCGACAAUACCACUACCAGCGCUCCGACAAUAUCGAAGAUAUAGAAGACUACAGACCCGGUGGAUACCAUCCGGUUGAACUUGGCGAUGUUAUUGAAAAUCAAUACGAAGUCAUGCUCAAGCUGGGACAUGGUGGAUUCUCCACCGUCUGGCUUGUGCAUGAUACUAGCAGUGAACGAUUCCUUGCGAUGAAGAUCGUCAUGGCAGAAGCUUCUGAAGAAGCCUUCGAAACUGAAAAGAGACUCGAUGAGUUUGAAAAAUCAGUCAAUGCAGAUCAAGGCUUCGUUGGAUUUUCGGAGGCGCGAUGGUGGUUUCAAGGUCCGAAUGGAAAUCAUCUUGCUAUCCUUUCAAAUUGGAUGGGACCAAGUGUCGCGAAAUUCAUUGAAGUUACACGUCUCGGCACCAUUUCUCCUGAGUAUUCGUUGAAUGGCAAGGUGGCGCAGCGAUUGGCCCUUCAAAUCACCCAAGCAGUGUCAUCCAUCCAUAAUCGCGGCAUUGCGCACGGCGACUUGACUUGCUCCAAUGUUCUUUUGGCAAUUAACAAUCUCAAGUUAAACAAUCGAUCACCAAGAGAAAUUCUCAAUCUCGUGAGAGGUUCUUCUUCAAUGGAGCAGAUCACCAGGAUUGAUGGCAAACCGAAUAAGCCAACGGCACCAGAUUAUGUCUAUGAAGGAGAAGAUAUGGCAAUUCCUCUAUUGCCGUUUUGGACUGGAGAUGUCAAAGUGAUUGAUUUUGGAUCAUCCUAUCCUCUCGAUUCGCCGCCUGCAGAUCUUCAGAUACCUUAUAGCAGCUGCUCUCCCGAAUACCUCCUUUUACAGAAAGUCGGUAAGGAGUCCGAUAUCUGGGCUCUGGGUGUACUCAUCUAUAAAUUGAGAUCUGGGAAGGAUUUGUUUGCUGAGGUCAUGGGAGGAGAUGCAGAAGUGAUUUUCCAGAUGGAGGAGGUACUUGGCCCGAUUCCUUACAACAAGGGACCUACAGUCACUACUCCAGAGAGAAUCAGCGGUGAUGCAGACGAAGCGGUGACAGGAUUCAAACCAUUGUUACGUGAGCUGAUCGAUGCUAUCGACGAUAACCAUUUACUCGCACACGAAGACGACGGCAAUAGAACAAGAAAUGGUGGAGGAGACUCAAGAGAAGAGAAAGCUGGCGAAGAGGGCGUUUUGAGAACCUCGCAAGAGCUUCCGCCCCAAGCCCAAGAUCAUCCGGGAGAAGAAGAGAAUGUCCGUCCAGAUCCCAUGCUUUCCACUAAGAAAUCAGGGAAAGAGGUUCAGUCAACGAAGAUCUCACCUUGGGAAGCUGAACUUCUCUAUGAUCUUCUAUCUGGGUCCUUGAACUAUGAUGUCGAAAAGCGAUUGAAUGCAGAUCAAAUGUUGAGACAUCCUUGGUUCUCAAUGAACUUCGAGUAG
Mollisia scopiformis is the source of this 1539-nucleotide messenger RNA. RefSeq names its product kinase-like protein. The transcript has 2 exons. Gene Ontology annotation, molecular function: ATP binding; protein kinase activity. Gene Ontology annotation, biological process: protein phosphorylation. Bases 1 to 1539 code for a protein of 512 amino acids. Lineage: Eukaryota; Fungi; Ascomycota; Leotiomycetes; Helotiales; Mollisiaceae. The record is from RefSeq and is a predicted model, not a curated record.